Messenger RNA from Aspergillus ibericus CBS 121593, 4064 nucleotides. RefSeq names its product 5-oxoprolinase. Gene Ontology annotation, molecular function: 5-oxoprolinase (ATP-hydrolyzing) activity. Bases 129 to 3968 code for a protein of 1279 amino acids. NCBI's taxonomy places the organism in Eukaryota, Fungi, Ascomycota, Eurotiomycetes, Eurotiales, Aspergillaceae. The transcript has 2 exons. Gene Ontology annotation, biological process: glutathione metabolic process. The record is from RefSeq and is a predicted model, not a curated record. Gene Ontology annotation, cellular component: cytosol.
GCUGCGGGUUAUUUUAACCUGGGGAAUGCCCCUCCAUCAUCCUCGACAGCAAUCAUUGAUACCCCCCCAUCUCUCCUCUACCACCUGUUCUUUCUCUCCCUCCUCUAUUCCUCCCCUCCCUCGCCAACAUGCCCGGAUCAGAGAAAAUCACUAUCUCCAUCGACCGUGGUGGUACUUUCACCGACGUGCAUGCCGUUGUGCCCGGUCGCCCCGAUAUCAUCCUCAAGCUACUGUCCGUCGAUCCCGGUCACUACCAAGAUGCCCCCACCGAGGGCAUCCGCCAGAUCCUCGAGCUUGUCACAGGGGAGUCACACCCGCGAGGUCAGCCUCUGAAGCUCGACCGUAUUGGUAGUCUGCGCAUGGGAACGACAGUAGCCACAAAUGCUCUCCUCGAGCGCAAGGGAGCUCGCUCCGUACUCCUUACCACAAAAGGCUUCCGCGACUUACUCAAGAUUGGAGACCAAUCACGACCAAACAUCUUCGACCUCUCAAUGGCUAGACCCGGCGUGCUGCCCGAAAGAGUGGUGGAGAUCAAUGAACGUGUCAUUCCAUGCCACCCCCUCGCUGACAAAGAUUGCUUUACCAAUGCUCGGAUAGUGGAGGGAACAACUGGCGAGAAGUUCCGGGUGGUGCAAGAGCUGGACAUUGAAGAGGUUCGCCCGGUGCUACAACAGUUGAAAGAGCAGGGCUACCAAUCGCUUUCAGUGGCACUUGUCCAUUCUUUCGCUUACCCCGAGCACGAACGCAUGAUCGGCGACCUAGCUGAGAGUAUGGGCUUCUCCGUCACAUUGUCGUCUAAGCUGCAACCCAUGAUUAAGGUGGUUCCCCGGGGUAUGUCUGCUGCAGCAGACGCCUAUCUCACGCCUGUCAUCAAAACCUACAUUGACUCGAUUUCGGACAGCUUCGAGGGUGGCCUGGAGAAGCAGCAAGAAUGCCGCUUCGAGUUUAUGCAGUCGGAUGGUGGACUCGUUGACUUUCGCAGAUUCAGCGGGCUGAAAGCGAUUUUGUCUGGUCCGGCUGCCGGUGUGGUUGGUUUCGCCGCUACCAGCUGGGACCCGAAGGAGAAGACCCCGGUGAUUGGAUUCGACAUGGGUGGCACAUCGACUGACGUGUCGCGCUUUGAUGGCCAUCUCGAGCACGUUUUCGGAUCCAAAGUGGCUGGUGUUCUUAUCCAAUCUCCUCAGCUCGACAUCAACACCGUUGCCGCGGGUGGUGGUUCGAUCCUGUCGUGGCGCAACGGUCUGUUUUACGUCGGGCCCGAGUCAGCAUCCGCUCAUCCGGGACCUGCUUGCUACCGGAAAGGCGGCCCACUGACCGUCACGGACGCCAACCUCUUCCUUGGUCGAUUACUGCCGGAAUACUUCCCUCAUAUAUUCGGGCCUAACGAAGACCAACCGCUUGACCUUGAGAUCACCACGAAGCUGUUUCAAGAAUUAACGCAGAAGAUCAACGACGAGAGGAAGGAGAAGGGUCAAUCGGAGUUCACAGCAGAGGAGGUGGCACUCGGCUUCCUGAAGGUUGCGGAUGAGUCGAUGGCUCGUCCUAUCCGCAACCUGACGGAGGCUCGUGGUUUCGAGACUGCAUCCCAUCACCUCGCAUGCUUUGGAGGCGCUGGUGGCCAGCAUGCGUGCACUGUCGCGGCGUCGUUGGGUAUUUCCCGCAUCAUCAUCCACAAGUUUUCAUCAGUCCUUUCGGCGUACGGUUUAGCGCUGGCCGAGGUGGUCAAGGAAUCUCAGGAGCCGGUCUCCACUGACUACUCGACCUCCCAGUCGACUCUUGAGAAGCGCUUCGGCGGCAUGAUUCAGGCGGCUACCGAAGACAUGGAAACGCAAGGAUUUUCCUCUGACCAGGUUCGCCACGAGUUGUAUCUCAAUUUGCGCUACGAGGGUUCAGACACCAGCCUGAUGAUUCUGAGACCCGAAGAUGACUCCGAUUUCCUCGAACAGUUCCGUGCCAGACAUCGCAGAGAGUUUGGGUUCAACUCAGAUAGGCCGGUUCUAGUGGAUGACAUCCGCGUCCGCACAAUCGCUUGCUCGAAGGUGAGGACGGAAAAGAGUCCUCUGGUGCAGCUGAGGGAAGCUACCAUCAAGGACGUCACAGGAGGUCCCGACAAUACCUCCCAGGCAUACUUUGACGGUCAUUCGGAACGGAUCGACACUCCUGUCUAUCAGCUCAACAAGCUUGACAAGAACACCCGCGUGCAUGGCCCUGCCAUCAUCAUCGACGAGACGCAAACCGUUGUGGUGGCUCCCAAUGCGGUGGCCAAUAUCCUGGAGACAUGCAUUGUUAUCGACCUUGAGGAGCUCCCAGGCGAUUCUGCGGCCGAGGGUGGCUCGUCAGGAAUUGACCCCAUCCGGCUCACUAUCUUCGGUCAUCGGUUUAUGUCCAUUGCUGAGCAGAUGGGUCGUACGCUGCAAAAGACUUCAGUGUCAACUAACAUCAAGGAACGCCUGGAUUUUUCCUGCGCUCUGUUCUCUCCCGAUGGAGGUCUUGUUGCCAAUGCGCCACAUGUUCCAGUGCACCUGGGCUCCAUGCAGUUUGCCGUUCGCUAUCAACAUGAGAGGUGGCUUGGUAAGCUACAGGACGGCGAUGUGUUGGUGGCAAACCACCCUAGCUCUGGUGGAACGCACUUGCCCGAUAUCACAGUGAUUACACCUGUUUUCGACCGGCCGGGUGGCACCGAAAUCAUGUUCUAUGUUGCCUCGCGUGGCCACCACGCUGACAUCGGCGGCAUCCUGCCCGGGUCGAUGCCGCCUAAAUCCACUGAGCUUUGGCAAGAGGGUGCUGCCAUUGAAGGUGACAAGAUUGUGAGCAAUGGGGUUUUCGACGAGGAACGCAUGAUGGAACUGUUGGUACACCAGCCUGCUCAGUAUGAAGGGUGCUCGGGAGCCAGAUGUGUCAGUGACAACUUGUCCGACUUGAAGGCACAGAUUGCUGCAAACACCCGGGGUAUCUCGCUGAUCCAAGCGUUAUUCGCGGAAUAUGGGGUCGAGACGGUCCAGAAGUACAUGUACGCCAUUCAGGCCACGGCCGAGACAGCGGUGCGCAAUCUAUUGAAAGACCUUUACAAGAGGUUCGGUGGCCAGCCCUUGGAGGCGGUCGACUACAUGGACGAUGGCACUCCUAUUAAGCUGAAGGUCACUAUCAAUGGCUCGGAUGGAUCUGCCGUCUUUGACUUUGCCGGUACUGGUCCAGAGGUGUACGGAGGAUGGAAUGCCCCGAUCGCCAUCACCCAUUCGGCCAUCAUUUACUGCCUGCGAUGCAUGAUUAACGCCGACAUGCCCCUGAAUCAGGGAUGCCUUGCUCCCAUCGACAUCCAGGUUCCAUCGCCUAGUAUUCUGUCGCCCACAAAGUCUGCCGCCGUGGUCGGUGGGAAUGUGGUGACCUCGCAGCGGAUCACCGACGUUGUGCUCAAGGCCUUCCAAGCUUGUGCCGCGUCGCAAGGGUGCUGCAAUAACCUGACUUUCGGCACGAACUCGAAGCGUGACCCCGAUACAGGCGAGGUGAUCCCCGGUUUUGGAUACUAUGAAACCAUCGCAGGAGGCAGCGGUGCCGGUCCGACAUGGAACGGGGAGUCGGGGAUCCACGUGCACAUGACCAACACACGCAUCACCGACCCGGAGAUUCUGGAGAAGCGUUACCCGACCCUCCUACGGCAGUUCACUCUUCGGGAGGGAUCUGGUGGCAAGGGUCAGAAUCCCGGUGGUGAUGGUGUUAUCCGAGACAUCGAGUUCCUGUCCCCGAUGGAAGUCUCCAUCUUGUCGGAGCGACGAGUCUACCGGCCCUAUGGUCUUGAAGGCGGAGGGGAUGCCCAGCCUGGGCUGAACCUGUGGAUCACAAAGGAUGUCAAUACUGGCGCGGAGCGUCAGGUGAACAUUGGCGGAAAGAACACCGUCUCCAUGAAGACUCAUGAUCGCAUUAUUAUUAACACGGCUGGCGGGGGUGGUUGGGGUGCUGCAUCUGCAUGAUUAAUGAGUUAGGAUGAGGUCGCAUUGCAUAGGGGAUAUGGACAGGAGUACUGUUGAUAGUUAGAAUAAACUAUGUUUCAUAAUCAGUCAUCGUCG